This is a messenger RNA of Herpailurus yagouaroundi (jaguarundi), 1859 nucleotides long. RefSeq names its product carbonyl reductase 4 (gene CBR4). NCBI's taxonomy places the organism in Eukaryota, Metazoa, Chordata, Mammalia, Carnivora, Felidae. The record is from RefSeq and is a predicted model, not a curated record. The coding region runs from base 1137 to 1721 and encodes 194 amino acids. Gene Ontology annotation, molecular function: quinone binding; oxidoreductase activity, acting on the CH-OH group of donors, NAD or NADP as acceptor. The transcript has 5 exons. Gene Ontology annotation, biological process: fatty acid biosynthetic process.
GCCCGAGAGCCUAAAGUCUCCUCGUUUGUAAAACGAGGCCUGGCCUUUAAGGCUCUGAGGUUUAGCCGUUUGGCUUCCCGCGUUCAGGAGCACCCUUUCCUCAGUGUGGACAACAGACUGGGUGGAGAACCCCUUAUCACCGUUUCCCGCAGUGUUUCCUGCCACGCUGCCUGCAGCCAAGGGCAGAACAACUUGGGGUUUUCUUUGAGACUUAGUCUUGUGAGGCCCCAUUAAUUAAGCCCUCACCUCCCUGAGGCUAGUGCUAACCGUGAGGCGCUGUUUUGUUUUGGUGUCUGGAAGGAGGGAGACACAAACUCUCUUUGUAGGGUAAAGGGCUCACUGGUGCCGCGAGGUCCCGGGCGCUGCCUGGAGACUGGGCUGGGUGGAAAGGAGUUAAGGCAGGAAGAGUAGGCGUGUCAAGCCUGAAAGGCUCUGUAUAGUUUUGCUGUGGGCUGUUUUGGCCCACGUGCAAAUACACAAAGCAGUGUUUCAUAGACAAAACUCUUUUUAGUACCAGCUAGUUUUGAGAUAUACCUGUUUUGGCCCUUUACCUCCAUAAGCAUUUAAUAGGUUAUUAAAUUGUUUUGGUGGUUUUUACAAAUGGACAAAUGAGACUUCCAGAUUCCUUUUUAUUGCAUUUAAAAUUCUUUUUUUUCUGUUUAUUAAUAAUGGAUUAGUAAUUACUUUUCAUUAUUUUGCAAACUCAAGUCUUUUGAUCGUAGGGAGAAGUAGGAUAUAGGAUAGAUGCUAAGACGCUGCUACUGUUUACUUACUAGAACGGACAAAUGCUCCUUAUUCACUAUCAUGGAGGCAUUGGGAAGUUUAGAGGCCUGGGAUGCAUCUGGUGGCUGUAACCUUUAAAAUAACAAUACUGAUUGGUUCACCCUAAUUGUGCACAUGGGUUGGGAAAACAUUAGGCUCUUUAAAGAAGCAAAACAAAAUACAAGUUACAGAGCAGGGAGAAAUUCAGUGAAUGUUUCUUGCUGCUCGUAUUCACUACCAUUAUGUUAUUCUGACAAGAGAGUGAGAAAGUGGUUUUCCUUAUGGGGUCAUCACAAGCCAUUAGUGUUUGCUGGAAUAGAUAAAAACUGUUGGUUGAGCUUCCAAGGGUUAUUGUGGACCCAACAGGUUUUCAGAUGAACACCAACGGAGAUCAUUUGGCAUUUAGCUGUGAUGUUGCCAAAGAAUGUGAUGUCCAAAAUACAUUUGAAAAGAUGGAGAAAAAUUUAGGUCGAGUUAAUUUCUUGGUAAAUGCAGCUGGAAUUAACAGGGAUAGCCUUUUAGUAAGAACAAAAACUGAAGAUAUGGUAUCCCAGCUUCAUACUAACCUCUUGGGUUCCAUGCUGACUUGUAAAGCUGCCUUGAAGACUAUGAUUCAACAACAGAGAGGAUCUAUUGUUAAUGUAGGAAGUAUUACUGGUUUAAAAGGCAAUUCUGGCCAGUCUGUGUACAGCGCCAGUAAAGGAGGAUUAGUUGGGUUUUCACGUGCUCUUGCUAAAGAAGUAGCAAGAAAGAAAAUUAGAGUGAAUGUGGUCGCACCAGGAUUUGUUCAUACAGAUAUGACGAAAGACCUGAAAGAAGAACAUUUAAAGAAAAUUAUCCCUCUUGGGAGGUUUGGAGAACCUAUUGAUGUGGCACAUGCGGUUGUGUUUCUUUUAGAAUCACCAUAUGUUACAGGGCAUGUUCUGGUAGUGGAUGGGGGAUUACAACUCAUGAUAUAAUUUACAGAUUAUUCAGUUAAAAUAGUGAUUAUAAUCAAAGACACACUUGGGCUGUUGAUUUAUUUGUAUUUGGGCUGUUGAUACCUACAUGGGUGACAUUUGCUAAUCAAACUUAUUGAUGCUACAAAUGCUGUUUCC